Messenger RNA from Mangifera indica (mango), 2106 nucleotides. Its product is annotated as 3-epi-6-deoxocathasterone 23-monooxygenase CYP90C1-like. The coding region runs from base 281 to 1741 and encodes 486 amino acids. Gene Ontology annotation, molecular function: heme binding; oxidoreductase activity, acting on paired donors, with incorporation or reduction of molecular oxygen, NAD(P)H as one donor, and incorporation of one atom of oxygen; iron ion binding. The record is from RefSeq and is a predicted model, not a curated record. The transcript is spliced from 9 exons. NCBI's taxonomy places the organism in Eukaryota, Viridiplantae, Streptophyta, Magnoliopsida, Sapindales, Anacardiaceae. Gene Ontology annotation, biological process: sterol metabolic process; brassinosteroid homeostasis; multicellular organism development.
UGCCAAAGCCCUAGAUCUUCCAAAUCUCCCUCUCUAGAUCUCUAUACCCCUCUCAUUCAAUUCCCUCAUUCUCCCUUUCAACCCUCUAACCAUUUCUUUUUCCUCUCUCUCAGUCUCAGCUCAGUCCUCCCACAAUAAACCUGCAUGGAGUAAUGUGCCCAGAAGCUUUUUUUUUUUCUUUAAUUGAUUAAGCUUUGAAAGAUAUAGCUGCAGGUUUGGCAUUAGGGUUUGAUCAGCUGGUUGUUUGCUGAGAAAGUGGAGAGAAAAGGUUUCUGUGAAAAUGGUAUGGGCUAAAGAAUACUGGGUUUUGAUGGGUUUUAUUGUGAUUAUUGGAUGGCUGCUGUGGUGUAGGAGGAAGCAGAAGAACAAAAUGAAAAGAAACAGUGGAGUUCCAAAAGGGAACCUAGGUUGGCCUUUCAUAGGAGAAACUCUUGCCUUCAUUUCCUGUGGUUACACCUCUCAACCUGUCAGCUUCAUGGACAAACGCAAAUCUCUGUAUGGGAAAGUCUUCAAAACACACAUCUUGGGAACCCCCCUAAUAGUUUCCACAGAUCCCGACGUUAACAAGGCAGUUUUGCAAGACCAUGGCAGCACUUUCGUUCCUGCUUAUCCCAAAUCAAUAAGAGAAUUACUUGGAGACUUCUCCAUUCUUCAAAUGAAUGGGAAUCUCCAGAAGAAAAUUCAUUCACAAAUCGCUGGAUUCUUGAGAUCAGCACAAUUCAAAACCAGAAUCACAAAAGACAUUGAAAGCUCUGUCAAGCUGACACUGGCUACUUGGAAAGACAGGCACCUUAUAUACGUCCAAGAAGAAGUCAAAAAGAUUACGUUUCAAGUUCUGGGAAAAGUAUUGAUGAGCAUUGAUCCUGGUGAAGAUUUACACUUUCUCAAGAGAGAAUUUGAAGAAUUCAUCAAGGGUUUAAUUUGCUUGCCUAUCAAGCUUCCUGGAACAAGACUGCAUAAAUCUUUGAAGGCAAAGGAGAAGUUGUUGAAGAUGGUGAAGAGGGUCGUAGAAGAGAGAAAACUGGCUAUGGAGAAAGCAGGAGAAAAAGGUGCAGCAAAGGAUGUAAUAGACGUGCUGUUACGUGAUAAUAAAGAAGCAAACGAGAAGCAGUAUCUACCGGUGGAUUUCAUCAGUGGAAAUAUCAUCGAGAUGAUGAUCCCAGGAGAAGAGACCAUGCCCACGGCAAUCACCCUAGCUGUCAAAUUCCUCAGUGACAGCCCCGUCGCUCUGAAGCAGCUUACGGAGGAGAACAUGGAAUUGAAGAGGCAGAAGGCUGACUCAGUUCAGGAUUUUACUUGGAGUGACUACUUGUCCUUGCCAUUUACUCAAAAUGUGAUCAGUGAAACUCUGAGAAUGGCAAAUAUCAUUAACGGAGUUUGGAGGAAAGCUAUCAAAGAUGUGGAAAUCAAAGGUCACCUGAUACCAGAAGGAUGGUGUGUGUUAACAUCAUUUAUAUCUGUCCACAUGGAUGAACAGAACUAUCAUAAUCCUUAUCACUUUGAUCCAUGGAGAUGGGAGAAAAUAGGAGGUGCUACUGUAAACAACAAUAAUUUUACACCAUUUGGAGGGGGUCAGAGGCUCUGUCCAGGUUUAGAAUUAUCACGGCUGGAAAUUUCAAUCUUCCUUCAUCAUCUUGUCACUAGUUAUGGAUGGGUUGCUGAAAAUGAUGAAAUUAUUCACUUUCCAACCGUCAAGAUGAAGAAGAAGCUGCCAAUCACAGUGAUCCCCAUAAGGACGUGAGCUUUGGUCGAUAUCUGCAAGCCUGAAACCACCAUUAGAUUGGCCCAUGCAUCUAGAAAAUGUGUAUGAUAUUAUAUCUCUAAAUCUCACCAGACAGAUCCGUUUGGUGGCAUCUGCAUUUUGCACCAAAAAGGUUCACUGAAAUGUGUAGUAUCUUGUUAGCUCUGGUGUCGCCAUCUCUUUUACAUGGUAGGGGUCCUUUUGCGGCCUUCUAAUUUUUGCAGCCCUUUUGAGCUGAGAAUUUAACUCUGGUCUCCAUCUAUUAAGAUAUUUUGUUUGAUUUGAUAAUAACAUAUGUACUGGUUAUAUUCUUACGAAUGAUAUAAAGAGGGGAGUGCAUUACAGACACUUUUUGACCUGUUGAA